This is a messenger RNA of Callithrix jacchus (white-tufted-ear marmoset), 941 nucleotides long. RefSeq names its product myeloid leukemia factor 2 (gene MLF2). The record is from RefSeq and is a predicted model, not a curated record. NCBI's taxonomy places the organism in Eukaryota, Metazoa, Chordata, Mammalia, Primates, Cebidae.
CAGCUGUGGGAAGAGGCGGCGCGGGAGGCCGCAGAGCUCGAGCUCGGACCAAUCCCCGCGUCCCGGGCCGCGAUCCUGACCCUGCAGCGCACCGGGAAGCGAAACCGGCCGGAUGGGCCGCUGAGCCCGAAUCGGGCACUGUGUGGAGCUCCCCGGAGCUGAGAUCAGGAUGUUCCGCUUCAUGAGGGAUGUGGAGCCUGAGGAUCCCAUGUUCCUGAUGGACCCCUUUGCUAUUCACCGUCAGCAUAUGAGCCGUAUGUUGUCAGGUGGCUUUGGAUAUAGCCCCUUCCUCAGCAUCACAGAUGGCAACAUGCCAGGGACCAGGCCUGCCAGCCGCAGGAUGCAGCAGACUGGAGCUGUCUCCCCCUUUGGGAUGCUGGGAAUGUCCGGUGGCUUCAUGGACAUGUUUGGGAUGAUGAACGACAUGAUUGGUAACAUGGAACACAUGACAGCUGGAGGCAAUUGCCAGACCUUCUCAUCUUCUACUGUCAUCUCCUACUCCAAUACCGGCGAUGGUGCCCCCAAGGUUUACCAAGAGACAUCAGAGAUGCGCUCGGCACCAGGCGGGAUCCGGGAGACACGGAGGACUGUUCGGGAUUCAGACAGUGGACUGGAACAGAUGUCCAUCGGGCAUCACAUCCGGGACAGGGCUCACAUCCUCCAGCGCUCCCGAAACCAUCGCACAGGGGACCAGGAGGAGCGGCAGGACUAUAUCAACCUGGAUGAGAGUGAGGCCGCAGCGUUUGAUGACGAGUGGCGGCGGGAGACGUCCCGAUUCCGGCAGCAGCGCCCCCUGGAGUUUCGACGGCUUGAGUCCUCAGGGGUGGGGGGACGAAGGGCGGAGGGACCACCCCGCCUGGCCAUCCAAGGACCUGAGGACUCCCCUUCCCGACAGUCCCGCCGCUAUGACUGGUGAGGGCCCUGGGCCCUCAGCCUUUCUU